Fraxinus pennsylvanica is the source of this 3756-nucleotide messenger RNA. NCBI's taxonomy places the organism in Eukaryota, Viridiplantae, Streptophyta, Magnoliopsida, Lamiales, Oleaceae. The record is from the annotation of a GenBank genome assembly.
AUGGCGAACUUAACCUUAACAGGCAUACUUGAAAAGAUGACGGGGAAAGACAAGGAUUAUAGAUACAUGGCAACUUCUGAUUUGCUUAAUGAAUUAAACAAAGAGGGAUUCAAACUCGAUGUUGACCUCGAAGUAAAGUUGUCUAAUGUUGUUAUCCAGCAACUUGAUGAUGCUGCAGGCGAUGUUUCUGGAUUAGCUGUAAAGUGUCUUGCUCCAUUGGUGAAGAAAAUUCAUGAGCAGCAGAUUCUUGAGAUGGCUAAUAAGCUUUGUGAUAAAUUACUGAAUGGGAAAGAACAACAUCGUGACAUUUCAAGUAUUGCUUUGAAGACGAUUGUUUCUGAAGUUCCUACCUCAUCCAUCGCACAAUCCAUACUUGUAUCCAUAUCUCCAAAGUUGAUAAGAGGAAUAACUUCCCAGGGAAUGUCCACUGAAAUUAAGUGUGAAUGCCUUGAUAUAUUGUGUGAUGUUCUUCAUAAAUAUGGAAAUUUAAUGGCAUCAGAUCACGAGGUAUUAUUAGGUGCAUUGUUGCCCCAGCUGAGUUCCAAUCAUGCCAGUGUCAGGAAGAAGGCCGUUUCAUGUGUAGCGUCUCUUGCUUCAAGCUUGUCAGAUGAUUUGCUGGCAAAAGCUACAAUUGAAGUUGUUCGGCUUUUGAGAAAUAAGGCCAUAAAACCAGAAAUUACACGCACAAACAUUCAGAUGAUUGGGGCUCUGAGUCGUGCUGUUGGCUAUCGUUUCGGUGCCCAUCUUGGAGAUACUGUUCCAAUAUUAAUUAGCUACUGUACAAAUGCAUCGGAGAAUGAUGAAGAGCUUCGUGAAUAUAGUUUACAGGCUCUAGAGAGCUUUCUGCUGCGGUGUUCCAGGGAUAUUUCUUCCUAUUGUAACGACAUCUUACAUCUUACUUUGGAAUAUCUUAGCUAUGAUCCUAAUUUUACUGAUAACAUGGAGGAAGACACAGAUGAUGAGAGUUAUGUGGUGGAGGAGGAUGACGAGAGCGCUAAUGAAUAUACUGAUGACGAAGACGCGAGCUGGAAGGUCCGCAGAGCUUCUGCCAAAUGCUUAGCAGCCUUGAUUGUUUCCCGCCCGGAGUUGCUAUCGAGGCUAUACGAAGAGGCUUGCCCGAAGUUGAUUGAUAGGUUUAAAGAAAGGGAAGAAAAUGUCAAGAUGGAUGUGUUUAAUACCUUCAUUGAGUUACUGCGACAAACAGGAAAUGUGACUAAAGGACAGACAGAUUUUGAUGAAUCAAGGCAAGAAUAUGAAAUGGAUUUUUCUUGUCUUCAUAUUUUUGCUAAUACUGAUGAUGAAAUUCAUACUUUACACGAUUCAAAAUACUUUACUCUUCGUUGUCCCAGAUAUAUGUUGAAGCAAGAUGUCUCGAAAAUCGUUCGAUCUGUAAACAAACAACUACGUGAGAAAUCUGUCAAAACGAAGGUUGGUGCCUUCUCGGUCUUGAAAGAACUGGUAGUUGUGCUGCCUGAUUGCCUUGCAGACCAUAUUGGAUCUCUUACUCCUGGAAUCGAGAAAGCAUUAUGUGACAAAUCAUCUACCUCAAAUUUGAAGAUUGAAGCUCUUGUUUUCACAAGAUUAGUGUUGGCCUCACAUGCCCCUUCUGUUUUCCAUCCCUACAUUAAGGCCAUUUCUGCUCCCGUUAUAUCUGCUGUUGGUGAACGCUAUUACAAAGUUACAGCAGAGGCAUUAAGAGUAUGUGGAGAACUAGUACGCGUUCUGCGACCAAAUAUUGAGGGUUAUGGUUUUGAUUUCAAAUCAUUUGUCCAACCAAUAUAUAAUGCCAUCAUGGCACGCUUGACAAAUCAAGAUCAAGAUCAGGAGGUUAAAGAAUGUGCCAUUUCUUGCAUGGGGCUUGUUGUUUCUUCAUUUGGCGAUCAACUUGGUGGGGAUUUACCUGCAUGCCUUCCAGUGUUAGUAGAUAGAAUGGGAAAUGAGAUAACUCGACUUACAGCCGUGAAGGCUUUUGCUGUCAUUGCUGCAUCUCCAUUGCACCUGGAUCUAUCAUGCGUUUUAGAGCAUGUAAUUUCUGAGUUGACUGCAUUCCUAAGGAAGGCUAAUCGAGCAUUAAGACAGGCGACGCUGGGAACUCUAAAUACUUUGAUAGUUGCUUAUGGUGAUAGAAUUGGUUCUUCUGCUUAUGAAGUGAUCGUUGUGGAACUUUCAACUCUAAUAAGUGACUCAGACUUGCACAUGACUGCUCUGGCAUUGGAACUGUGCUGUACCUUGAUGGCCGAUAGUAGAUCAGGUCCAAAUGUUGGUUUGACUGUCAGAAACAAAGUUCUUCCACAGGCAUUGACUCUAGUGAGAAGCUCAUUGCUACAGGGGCAAGCACUUUUGGCACUACAGAACUUCUUCCGUGCCUUGGUUUACUCAGCAAAUACUAGCUUUGAUGUGCUGCUAGACUCCCUUCUUUCAACUGCAAAAUCAUCUGCUCAGUCUGGCGGUAUUGCAAAACAGGCUUUAUUUUCCAUUGCUCAAUGUGUGGCAGUUCUCUGCCUUGCUGCAGGUGAUAAAAAAUGUUCAACCACUGUAAAUAUGCUCACAGAUAUCCUGAAAGCAGACAGCACUACCAAUUCGGCCAAGCAACAUCUUGCCUUGCUGUGUUUGGGGGAGAUUGGGAGGAGAAAAGAUUUAAGUUCGCAUACCCAUAUAGAGAAUAUCGUUAUCGAAUCUUUCCAAUCACCUUUUGAGGAGAUCAAAUCUGCCGCUUCUUAUGCUUUAGGAAAUAUUGCUGUUGGAAAUCUACCAAAAUAUUUACCCUUUAUAUUGGACAAAAUUGAUAAUCAGCAGAAGAAGCAAUAUUUAUUGCUUCAUUCCCUGAAGGAGGUCAUAGUGAGACAAUCCGUGGAUAAAGCUGAAUUUGAUGAUUCCAGUGUUGAGAAGAUCACUAAUUUGCUCUUUAACCACUGUGAAAGCGAGGAAGAGGGAGUUCGCAAUGUAGUUGCCGAAUGUCUAGGAAAAAUUGCCCUAAUUGAACCAGGAAAACUCGUUCCAGCACUAAAGGAGAGAACAACCAGUGCAGCUGCAUUCACCCGAGCAACAGUUGUAAUUGCGGUUAAAUAUUCUAUAGUUGAGCGGCAGGAGAAGAUAGAUGAGAUUUUGUACCCUGAAAUCUCAUCUUUCUUGAUGCUUAUCAAGGAUCAUAAUCAGCAUGUAAGGCGUGCAGCUGUAUUGGCCUUGAGUACCGCAGCCCAUAAUAAGCCAACCCUAAUAAAGGCCCUGCUUCCAGAGCUUUUGCCACUUCUAUACGACCAGACAGUAAUUAAGAAAGAAUUGAUAAGGACAGUUGAUCUAGGUCCUUUCAAACACACAGUAGAUGAUGGGCUUGAAUUAAGGAAGGCUGCUUUUGAAUGUGUGGAUACUUUGUUGGAUAGUUGUCUUGAUCAAGUGAAUCCGUCAUCUUUUAUUGUUCCAUACCUUUUAUCUGGUUUAGAUGAUCAUUAUGAUGUGAAAAUGCCUUGCCAUCUUAUCCUUUCAAAGCUGGCUGAUAAGUGUCCUUCGGCUGUAUUAGCAGUGUUGGAUUCUUUGGUGGAUCCUCUCCAGAAAACUAUCAACUUUAGGACUAAACAAGACGCGGUCAAGCAAGAAGUAGAUCGUAAUGAAGAUAUGAUCAGGAGUGCCCUCAGGACAAUUGCAUCGUUGAAUCGCAUAAGUGGAGGAGACUGCAGCCACAAAUUUAAGAACUUGAUGGUUGAAAUUUCCAAGUCCCAAUCGAUGUGGGAGAAAUACUCUUCCAUUCGGAAUGAGUGA